Messenger RNA from Nematostella vectensis (starlet sea anemone), 1878 nucleotides. RefSeq names its product guanine nucleotide-binding protein G(o) subunit alpha. Lineage: Eukaryota; Metazoa; Cnidaria; Anthozoa; Actiniaria; Edwardsiidae. Gene Ontology annotation, cellular component: heterotrimeric G-protein complex. The record is from RefSeq and is a predicted model, not a curated record. Gene Ontology annotation, molecular function: guanyl nucleotide binding; G protein-coupled receptor binding; GTPase activity. The coding region runs from base 217 to 1308 and encodes 363 amino acids. Gene Ontology annotation, biological process: adenylate cyclase-modulating G protein-coupled receptor signaling pathway. The transcript has 7 exons.
GCGGAAAUAAAUCAAACUGGUCUUGGCAGAUAACGACGUCAUAUGCUACCAACUGUGCGACUGCUUUACAAUCGCCUCCCCAUUGACCCAACAAGACACAACUCUACACGAGCGGUAGGUUCACUGGGCUAGACGAGAGGUGAACAAGGCUAUUAAACCUCUCGGAAAGGAUUUUGAGUAGAAUGACUUAUCGAGAAUACAUCUGGAUGUGAAGACAUGGCAGAGUUAUUACGAUCUGAAUCAAAUCUUAAACCCAGCGAACUAAAGGCUGCAUUUAAGCGAAGUCAACACAUAGAUGCGUUGCUUGACCAGGAAAGAGAAAGAAAAUCACAAGAAAUACAACUUCUCACGCUUGGUUCUGGAAAUUCAGGCAAAAGCACGUUUAUCAAACAGCUGAAGAUUGUCUAUGACGAUGGGUUUAACGAGAAAGAACGACUGGAGUACAGACCACAGGUGUACCGGUUGCUGGCGGGGAAUAUCGCUAAAAUCACACGUGCGGUGGAACAGCUAGGGUUGCACUUCAACUCACAUGAUGUUAAGGCAUUUGCCGAGGAUCUUUCCGCCGAGACCGAUGAUGACGGUAACAAUAACAACUCUUCCUUCACCCCCUUGGGAAAACACGAGAUUCUUUCUGAUUUUUGGGGCGAGACGGCCGUUCAAGAAUGCUUCGAGAGUCGAGCGCGCUUCCAUAUCGACGAGUCUUCCAAACAUUUUUUUACAGACAUCAAACGUGUUUCGGGGGAAGACUACGUUCCUACACAAAGUGACAUUUUAUUGGUCCGGAACCGAACACAAGGUGUCAUAGAGAGGAGUAUUUUAGUCAACAACUAUAACUAUAGAGUAAUAGACGUUGGAGGCCAGAAAAACCAAAGGAAAAAAUGGAUUCACUUCUUUGAUGGUGUAACUGCGGUGGUAUUUUUCGCAUCCCUAAGCAGCUAUGAUGAGCAGUUAGAAGAAGAGGAAGAUACAAAUGCAAUGCUCGACAGUUUAGAUCUGUUCGAGGAAAUCACACACUGCGAGUUUCUCGCAAACACCCAGUUUAUCCUUUUCCUCAACAAGCUGGACUUGUUCAAUAAGAAACUUAGUAAAUCUGACCUAUCAAACUGCUUUCCCGAAUUUAAAGGUGGGACGGAUCCCGGGAAAGCGUUGGAAUAUGUGAAGGAACAGUUUAUGUCUCGUAAACCGGCAGACAAGCAUAUCUAUGUCCACGUAACGUGUGCUACGGAAACAGACCCAAUGAAGCCUGUACUAGAGGAUGUCUUUGAGAUUUUAGUGGGAAUAAACCUUAAGAGAAUAGCAUCACUUUGAUUCUCCCUUAGAUAGUCCCACUUUACGGAGGAAUGAAAUAGUAUCUGUUCCCGGUCGAAAAUAUUAAAUACCAGACAGAUGACGGUUAAGAUAGUACGAAAAAGAACUGAAAUGGACUGGAAAUGGUGUUUACAUCAAAGUUAGGAAUUUUCUCUCAUCGCAAAACUAUUGUGCGCCACAAAGCAAUAACAAAUAAACCUUUUCUUGUUACGAGUUUAAGCUUAUAUAGUAAAAAAAGAAAAAUUUGAUCCAUUGGUUUUUUAUUGCCUUUUUGUUGUGAACUUAUGAUUCAUGCCGAAACUAGAUACAUAAAAGGUGGGCCACUUUAAAUAUAAAGCUAUUGUGUUUGGAUUUAAAUGAAAUUCCUGUAUAUAGCAAACCGCCCUUGAAGAGCUAGCUCCCCAAUAUUUGUACAUAACAGGUCAUCAUCAGAAGGAAAUUACAAUUAAAUUAUUGUUCUGUUUUGAAUUGCGUUGCCUGUUACUACUGUUGAGUUCAUUCCCAGUGAUUUGUUUUAUUACAGCAUACUUACGAAUGUAUAAUAAAUUGAAUGAGUACCUAGAAACUUUC